Terrapene triunguis (Three-toed box turtle) is the source of this 311-nucleotide messenger RNA. RefSeq names its product synaptojanin-2-binding protein-like. The transcript has 4 exons. The record is from RefSeq and is a predicted model, not a curated record. Lineage: Eukaryota; Metazoa; Chordata; Testudines; Emydidae. The annotation marks the transcript as partial. Gene Ontology annotation, biological process: regulation of insulin secretion involved in cellular response to glucose stimulus; insulin receptor signaling pathway. Gene Ontology annotation, molecular function: syntaxin binding. Gene Ontology annotation, cellular component: cytoplasmic vesicle.
AUUAUGGGACCUUAUGGAAUCAAUCGAGCUGUUCACCGCCUUACUUUUUCUGACUGUCAAAAUGGAUUAGGGGUUAAAAUUAUUGGAGGUUAUCGGGAGCAAACUGAAGAAGACUAUGGAAUUUUCAUAAAGAAAAUUUUGCCAGGAGGGAUGGCUGCAAUAGAUAGCCGAUUGCUCACUGGAGACCUAAUUUUAGAUGUCAACGGAGAAAACUUAGUUGGUGUAACCAGUGAAAGAGCUGUUGACGUUUUGCGAAUGGCAUCAGCGACUAAUCACAUGUCUUUGCUGAUUACUAGAGAUGAAGAAGCAAA